This is a messenger RNA of Hipposideros armiger (great roundleaf bat), 954 nucleotides long. RefSeq names its product chromosome unknown C3orf80 homolog (gene CUNH3orf80). Bases 102 to 863 code for a protein of 253 amino acids. The transcript has a single exon. Lineage: Eukaryota; Metazoa; Chordata; Mammalia; Chiroptera; Hipposideridae. The record is from RefSeq and is a predicted model, not a curated record.
GCGGGACCCGAGCGGAGCGCCCCGGGAGGGGCCGACGGACCAGCGGACAGACGGAUCCUGCAACCCCCCGCCCCGUUCAUUAGCGACGGUCCGCGCCGGCCAUGUGGGGCCCCGGGGUCACGGCCGAGGGCCUGUCGGCGGCGCCGGCGCCGCCGCCGCUGCUGCCGCUGCUGCUGCUCCUGGCGCUGGCGCUGGUGGCGCCCUCGCGGGGCGGCGGGGACUGCGCGGAGCUGGCGUGCGGGGAGCGGGAGCGCUGCUGCGACGCGGCCAACGCCACGGCGGUGCGCUGCUGCAAGCUGCCGCUGCACGCCUUCCUGGACAACGUGGGCUGGUUCGUCCGCAAGCUCUCCGGGCUGCUCAUCCUGCUGGUGCUCUUCGCCAUCGGCUACUUCCUGCAGCGCAUCAUCUGCCCCAGCCCCCGCAGGUACCCGCGCGGACAGGCGAGGCCCGGGCAGGCGCGACCUGGGCCGCCUGGGGGCGCCGGGCUGCCAGGAGCCGCAGGGCCGGACGACGACGACGACGACGACGACUCGCCCGCGCUGCUGCGGGACGAGGCGGCCGCCGGCUCCCAGGACUCGCUGCUGGACAGUGGCAGCGGCGGUCGGGGCCGCGGCGGCGGCGGCGGGCUCUCCGCGCCCUCCUGCGCCUCCGAGCACGAGCUGCGGGUGGUCUCGCCGGUCUUCCUGCAGCUGCCCAGCUACGAGGAGGUCAAGUACCUGCCGACCUACGAGGAGUCCAUGCGGCUGCAGCAGCUCAGCCCCGGGGAGGUCGUGCUACCCGUGUCGGUGCUCGGCCGCCCUCGAGGCGGCGGCGGCGGCGCCGGGGAGUCCGACGGCAGCGAAGGCCGCUUCCCGCUCAUCUGAGCGCCCGGGGCCCCUCGAGGACCCCGCGGACAGAACCGGGCUGGGGGCUGCGGGUGGGAUGCAACGGCCGGGGUGGCCGCGGCCGCCACCA